GCCCUUGACACCGGAUGUACAAUUGUGGCAUCCGGUCUGAAUGGCUAUUUUGCUGUUAAUGUUUUAUUGAAAGUUUUGAUUAUUUUUCUCUCAUUUCCAGAACACACUGACUUUUAAUAAAACCACAGGGGCGGAAAAUUCUGAUUUUGAGAGCCAUCAAUCGUUAAAACUGGCCCCUCCACUGCCCGUCACAAUGCCCGCCCUACUGGAGAGACCGAAGCUGUCCAACGCGAUGGCCAGAGCCCUCCAUAAACACAUCAUGAGGGAGAGGGAGCGUAAGAGACAAGAGGAAGAAGAGGUGGACAAAAUGAUGGAGCAGAAAAUGAAGGAGGAGGAAGAAAGGAAGAGGACAAAGGAAAUAGAGGAGAGGAUGUCAUUAGAGGAAACCAAAGAACAGGUGAUGAAGAUGGGUGAGAAACUUCAGGGUCUCCAAGAAGAAAAACACCAGUUGUUUUUACAGCUGAAGAAAGUUCUUCAUGAAGAAGAAAAGAGACGCCGAAAGGAGCAGAGUGACAUCACAACGUUGACAUCAGCCAGUUACCAGCCCAGUCUGCAAAUGCAUGCGGGGCAGCACCUUCUCAGCAUUCAAGGAAGUCCUGUCAGCCACAGUCGGUCUGGACCGCUGCUGGGAGAACGAAGCAAACAGUUGUUUCCAACUGCCGUCAUUCCCACACGUCACUAUCAGACACCAAGCUUCAGCUCGGCCUCUGCAGAGCACGGCCAGUUCAGUGGAGGUCAGGGGGUCCACGAGCCGUACGGAGUGGCUCAGCCCCAGCACCCGUCCACCUACGCACCUGGGCCUUCUGUACCUGUCAGUUUUGCCAGCAGUUCUCAGAUCAGAGGAGCUUCUGCGUUCCAGGCCAUGCAGUAUCUCCCUCACCAACAGACUGGUUAUCCUGUUCACAGUCACUUCACCUCACAGCCUGCUGGUGUCUUUGUUUUAGGUUACAUUCCAGGAGCUGGAAUCCCUCUGCAGAAGCAGCUGGAGCACGCCAACCAACAGUCAGGUUUCACUGAUGCUGGAGCUUUGAGGCCAAUGCAUCCACCAGCCAUGCAUCCUUCUGCUCCAGGUCUGCUUCCCACGCCGUCCAUGGCCGUCCAGAUUCCAACUGCUAAGGCUCAGUUCCAGAGCUCUCCUCAGGCCGCUCCCCGCCACAGCUUCCUGCCCCACAGCCAGGCUGGGCAGAGGUUCUACCACCACGGCAAGUAAGCAGCCAACAAAGCAUCUGAGCCACUGCCACUCCCACUCUCAUCACAGCUGGGGUUUCACAACUUCCUGUUCCAUUUGAGACAAACCUGCAGGACGAGGAAGUACCUGGCUUGAUUUGAAAAGAUGGAAAGAUGCCACGUCUCUGAUGUUUUAUUUCCUGUAUAGCUUCUGGUUUUGAGUUGUGUUUCAACUCCAUAUGGAGUCAGGCUUGUGUUAGCAUGAGAAAUCCCCAGACUUGUUUUAAAAUAAAUCUUAUCUUUACCCACACUUGGGCGUUGACAGAAUAACUGAUUUGUCAAGGCAUCGACCUGACCUUAAAAUAUUAUAUACGUGGAUGAAAUCAACACAAGUAACGCAGCCACAAGACCACAAAACUAUUGUAAAAGAAACAUACAGUAGAUGCUCGACCCCAAAAAUUUAAUAACUGCAGAAAACCAAGUUUCAUUCAGUUUUGUUUCACUGCUUUUAUGUUGCUGAAUAAAAAAAGACAAGUCAAU
This is a messenger RNA of Cynoglossus semilaevis (tongue sole), 1707 nucleotides long. RefSeq names its product G protein pathway suppressor 2 (gene gps2). Gene Ontology annotation, biological process: regulation of transcription by RNA polymerase II. The record is from RefSeq and is a predicted model, not a curated record. Lineage: Eukaryota; Metazoa; Chordata; Actinopteri; Pleuronectiformes; Cynoglossidae. Gene Ontology annotation, molecular function: transcription coregulator activity. The transcript has 11 exons. Gene Ontology annotation, cellular component: transcription regulator complex. The coding region runs from base 194 to 1210 and encodes 338 amino acids.